AUGCCUGUGGGAGUGAGUGGAGCUCUGCUGCUGCUCCUGCUGCUCCUCUGUCUCCAGAACUGCGACUCGGACCAUCUACUGUUCCCUCACUCUCGGUCAGGUCGUUUGGUGCGUCCCCACGACAACUUUACCAUCGUCGUUCCUGAGAAGGUGGACGUUGAUGGUCGCUUCAUCUCCCACGUGCUUCCACACCGACUCUCCAGCAGUGGCGGGCGACGACGACGUGACACAGACGAACACAACAGCAAACAUGUUUAUUACAAACUCAACUUCUACGGUCAGGAUCUGACCCUCAACCUGACGGUCAAUCAGAACCUGCUCUCACAUGGAUAUGUUUUAGAACGGAGACUGAAUAACGUUAGUGAACAUGGACACCAGACUCGAUCAGAAAACCAGUGUUACCUGAUCGGCACUGUCACUGACGGGGAUGUGGAGGGAACCGCCGCCCUGAGCACCUGCAGUGGACUGACAGGACUGCUCACCCUCCCAGCAGGAGUAUUUCUGAUUGAACCUGUGAAGGGUCACACACCUACACCCUCACAGCCUCAACACCCACACGUCAUCUACACCAGCUCAUCCUGGACCGAGCUCAGGACCCGCCGCAGUGCCAGCUCACGCCCACAGCGCCCCCCGCACAGUGCCUGCGGGGUCAAAGACUCUGAAGAGAACUCUCAGCAGGAACGUGAACUUUGGGAGCGAGGGCAGCAGGACCUGAGGGAUCAGAACCAGAGGAGAACCUCACGGCGUUCAGUGAGCACGGAGCGCUGGGUGGAGACGCUAGUGGUGGCCGACUCCAAAGUGCUGCAGUACCAUGGCAACGACAACGUGGAGAGCUACAUCUUUACCAUCAUGAACAUGGUGGCGGGUAUUUUCCACGAUGCCAGUAUCGGUAACGCCAUCCACAUCGUCCUGGUACGACUGAUCCUGCUGCAGGGAGAAGAGAAAGGCCUGAAGAUUGUUCAUCAUGCAGAUUCGACUCUGUCCAGUUUCUGUAGCUGGCAGAAGAACCUGAACCCAGUGAGCGACACCCAUCCUGCCCACCAUGAUGUAGCGGUGCUGCUCACGCGGAAGGAUAUCUGUGCGGGGGGGAAUCAGCCCUGUGAGACGCUGGGACUCUCUCACCUGUCGGGAAUGUGCCAACCGCACCGAUCCUGCAACAUCAACGAGGACUCGGGACUUCCUGUAGCCUUCACCAUAGCGCACGAGCUGGGACACAGUUUUGGGAUUCAGCACGACGGACAGGGGAACGACUGUGAGGCGGGGGGUCGCCAACCCUUCAUCAUGUCCCGUCAGCUCCAGUACGAUUCAUCACCACUCACCUGGUCCACCUGCAGCAAGGAGUACAUCACACACUUCUUGGAUCGUGGUUGGGGUUCCUGUCUGGAUGAUCGUCCGUCUAAGAAGGACCUGACCACAGCUCUGAUCGCUCCGGGGGUGCGGUACACCCGCCAGCACCAGUGUCAGAUGCAGUACGGACCCAACGCCACCUUCUGCCCCGAGAUCGAGAACGUGUGUCAGAUCCUGUGGUGCUCUGUAAACAGUUCCUGCCGAUCCAAACUGGACGCCCCUAUAGACGGAACCAGGUGUGGACCAGGGAAGUGGUGUAUCUCAGGUGAGUGUGUGCUGGUGGGGAAGUUACCUGAGACGAAGAACGGUGGGUGGGGCCAGUGGAGCACCUGGUCUCACUGCUCACGUACCUGCGGCUCCGGGGUCCAGUCGGCCGAGAGAGAGUGUGACCAGCCUAAGCCGGCGUUCGGAGGGAGGUACUGUACGGGUGAGCGCAGGCGCUACAGGAUCUGUAACACGGCGCCGUGCGCUAAGCAGCUGCCGUCGUUCCGGGAGAUGCAGUGCAGCGAGUUUGAUACCGUACCCUACCAUAACCAGCUGUACCGGUGGAUCCCCGUCAGUAACAACGCGCGACCCUGCGAGCUCCAGUGUAAGCCGGAGGAGGAGAACUUCUCUGAGAGGAUGCUGGAGGCCGUGACGGACGGAACGCCGUGUUUCUCCAACAGCAGCUCCAGCGUCUGCAUCAAUGGUGUGUGCAAGGCGGUGGGAUGUGAUUAUGGGAUAGACUCCAGGGCGGAGCAGGACUCGUGUGGAGUGUGUUUGGGUGACGGUUCCAGCUGUGAGAGCGUCCACGACACUUACGAACAGAGAGACGGGCACGGGUAUGUAGACGUGAUCCUGAUUCCGGAGGGAGCGAGGAACAUCCUGGUACAGGAAGUGGAGGAGGCGGGGAACUUCCUGGUCAUGAGAGCCGCCGAUUCGGACCGUUAUUACCUGAACGGGAAUUACCUCAUCCAAUGGAACGGCGAGUACCAGGUGGGCGGAGCCAAGUUCUAUUACGAGCGCAGCGGCAAUCUGGAGAACCUCACAUCACCGGGGCCGACGACAACAGCACUCAUGGUGCAGCUGUUGUUUCAGGAGUAUAACCCGGGUAUACGGUACACGUUCACGGUGAAGAAGAACCCCGUCUCCGAGGGUAACCGCCUCCAGGAACCCGUGUACACCUGGAAACACGGAGCGUGGACACACUGCAGCGCCACCUGUGGGUCAGGUGAGCAGCAGCAGCCGGUCCGCUGCUUCAGAGCCGGCGUGGGCGUGGUGAGUGAAGAGUCAUGUGACCCGAGCACGCGGCCGGAGGAGAAACACCGACAGUGUAAGAACAUGGACUGUCCUGCCAGGUGGUGGGUGGGCGGAUGGCAGCCGUGUUCGGCCUCCUGCGGUCCUACGGGGACGAGGAAGAGGACGGUGCUGUGUGUCAGGACGGUGGACGGAGAGGAGCGCGUGCUGCACCCCGCCGACUGCAGGAACCUCCCCAAACCCAAACCGGCCGUCGCCUGUAACCGUGACGUCACCUGUGGGUCGGCGUGGGCCGUGGGGAACUGGAGCCAGUGCUCCAUGACCUGUGGUGGGGGGGUGAAGUCUCGGACCGUGACCUGUGGGUCGCCCCACCAGAGCCGCUGUGACCCUGCAGCCCGACCUCGAUCUACGACCUUCUGUAACCUCCAGAGCUGCCCUAAAACCCCACCGGAACCUCCACCACCCCCUUCCACCCCGGCACCACGUCACCGCCCUGAUGAAGCCACACCCACAUCAGCCAUGCCCACCGUGAGCACCGCUCACACCCCGACUCCGAGCGUCCUGCACCCCGACGACGGGGAUUUGAUCCUGGUCAGGAACGACAGGACCGAAACCACCACACCUCCCACACACACACACACCGCCGAGGAGGACGAGGAGGGGAGUUCAGACCCGGACCGACCCCACCCGGGUCCCCCGUACACACCCGGGUACGAUUACAUCACAGACGAUGGACCAGAGACCCCGGUCACCCUACACACACCUGUAACAUCAACACACACACACGCUUAUUUAACCACGCCCACACCGAGCAUGAACACACACCUGCAGACUCACAGUGUCGGGAUCACACACAUCCACACCCAGAAGGUCCUGAGGAACCGGCCCGGCUCAGACACGCCCGUCAGAACACACGGGGUGGUGAAGAACGACCCGGGUACCAACACAGGAGGAUUCUGGGUAGUGGGCAACUGGAGUGAGUGCUCUACAUCCUGUGGACUCGGGGCUGUAUGGAGGUCGGUGGUCUGCAGUUCUGGUCAAGAUUCCGACUGCAGCAGCUCCACCAAACCUGAACCUGCAAAAUACUGUAACCUCCAACCCUGCGCUGUCUGGAGAAAGUGUGUAAGUGGGUGCAGGGAUGACUUGCAGUGUAUGGAUUCUCAGAGCGGCCGAGUGUUGAGACCCUUUCACUGCUCAGGUCAACGACCCCCACCCAGCCCAGAGUGGAGGAGUUCAUCCUGGGGGGAGUGUUCUCAGAGCUGUGGUGGGGGUGUGGAGGUGAGAGAUGUACACUGUGUGGACGAGCCAUCAGGAGAGCACGUCCCCCCCUCACUGUGUCCCGAAAACAACAAACCGGACACUGAGCGCCCCUGUAACGUAGAGAAAUGUAAACCUGCUCCAGGAGCUGCGGUGUGUACGAGGAACAGCGUCUCCACUCACUUCUGCUCCAGACUGAAGUUCCUGGGACGCUGCGCUCUGCCCUCCAUCCAAAAACAGUGCUGCAUCACCUGUGGGGGGUAUAACACCCACCCACCCCUACCCAAAAAAAACAAAGAGGACAGGGGGGCGUCAGCAGCACUCUGAGCCAAAAACAAGCACAUACAUUUAUUCUCAGCUCAGAAGUGAUGUGAAAAAGUAUUUUUCCCCCCUUUCUAAUUAGUCCUUCAUCACAUUGAAUGUUUUCAGAUAAUCGCACACUCUCACACACAAACACACACACACACACACACACACACUCGUCAUGAUGUUAAUAUGCAUUAACUGAAGUGAUCAGGAAAGGGGGCAAAUACUUUUGCACAUCAAUUAUUUAAUAUAAUGAAUGUCUGAUCUUAUGCUCUACACCUGAACCCUGUACUGAAUUUAAGAUGUACACAGGUGUGCACCAUCCAAUCUGAAUCAACACUCCUGUUCACUGAUGUUCAGGUGUUUCAGCCAUGCCCAAUUCUAACAGGUACAUAAAAUAUGUUACAAAAAAACAAAUGAUUGAAUGUGCACAGAUUCUCACAGGCACAUUCUAGAAUCCUGUGAAAAUCCUUUCCAGGAGAGUGGAGGUUGUUGUAGUCUUACCCUGACCCGCCGCUUGACAGUAGGGAGGGUCUGGACAGGACCGGGUGUAACCUGUUGUUUCUGCAACAGCGACUCCUGCUGUCUGGUUAAGGUGUUGGCGGAGAGAGUAGCGUGGGUCUCUGUACAUGUAGGGACUCUCGGUAAGAAUCCACCGCUGGUCGGUGUAAAGAUGCAGCCACAGAGUGUCUGAGGAGGCGUUUGCUAACCUAUGGCCCUCUUUGUGGAAUUGGGUAUAUCCAAAUUGGGAUAUACUUUUUAUACUCACAAAAAAAAAGAAUAAACUGUGAAUGAAGGUGAUGUUCUGUUUCCCAUCAGACAUCAGGAUAAAGGUGCUUUUCAAACCAAGAACAUCGUUUUCAUUGUGGUGCUGCAUACCAAAGAUUUACACUGGUGCUGUUUACCAAAACACAUUAAAACACAUUCAGAGUACUGUAACAGAAACGUGACUUUAAGAGAAGAGUUCAGCUAUAGAACGAAUUUAGAGAAAUAAAAUCUAUCACACUGCAUGAAGGGAAAUAUAAAAGAAUGGAUGGUGCUGCACAGAGAAGAGGGAUAGUGGAAAUUGGUGUGUGACUCUCUGUGCGCUGUACGGAUCUUCAUAUGAACACGCCUGGUGUAGAUGAAAAGAUGCGGACGUUACUGCACACGUGUCGGAGGGGGUGUGUGUUAGUCACGACCCUAUUCAGUCAGUAGUGGAGGUGAAAUACCAUUGGGAAUCAGAUAUGACCAAACUGGGGAAAAUAAAUAAAUAAUAGUUUUGUUGCUGCAGUGAAACCUUGAGUUUGUGAAUUAUUAAUUUUUUCAGCGUAUGUGAACAUGUCAGACGACUGCGCUGUGGUGCUCGCAGUUUGUUCAGAUCUGUGUAUCAGUGUCUGUGCUCAGAAGAUCUAGAUGAAAGUGUGUUAGGCUUUAAUGAAAUGUUAGAUGGAUAUUUUUGGGCUACAGGACUCUCCACUGGUCUCCAGUACAGACCUGAUUCAGUCGUACUGAACAUUUAUUUCUGUGUUUUCUUUUAUAAUGAAUUUCUUGUUUUAUACUGAAUUAUUUGUACAAAAUCUUUAUAUACUGAAGCAUUUCAGCACCACUGGACUGUAUU
This is a messenger RNA of Trichomycterus rosablanca, 5746 nucleotides long. It is a transcript of the gene adamts12, whose product is annotated as ADAM metallopeptidase with thrombospondin type 1 motif, 12. Gene Ontology annotation, biological process: extracellular matrix organization; proteolysis. Gene Ontology annotation, cellular component: extracellular matrix. Lineage: Eukaryota; Metazoa; Chordata; Actinopteri; Siluriformes; Trichomycteridae. The record is from RefSeq and is a predicted model, not a curated record. The coding region runs from base 1 to 4167 and encodes 1388 amino acids. Gene Ontology annotation, molecular function: metalloendopeptidase activity. The transcript has 23 exons.